AUGGCAUUUUCUUCGCUCAAUUCAAUUCCUCUUUCAUCGUCUUCCUCUCUUACCGCUCCUUCCCUUCGCGCAUUCUCCUUCUCCUCCACUCUUCCAUUUCCCCAAUCUAAUUUCCACUUUCACCAAAACAGGAACCACCAUUCCAACUUCACCGUUAAAGCAGAAGCCCUAGAUUUUGCCAGUUCGUUCCUUGAAGACGGAUUUGGUCCAGAAGAUGUCCCGUUUUCUUCCGGAUCCGGUUUUGGUUCAGGCGGUGACCCGUUCAAUGUCGGAGCCGGUUUUGCUGCCGUUGAAGAAAAACCGGAACCACAAUGCCCGCCCGGACUCAGACAGUACGAAAGCAUGGUGAUUUUGAGACCUGAUAUGUCUGAAGAUGAGCGUCUUGCAGCCACUCAGAAAUAUGAGGAGCUUCUUGUUGCUGGAGGUGGCAUGUAUGUAGAGGUUUUUAACCGGGGUAUUGUUCCACUAUCAUAUUGCAUCAUGAAGAAAAACAAAGAUGGAGAAUCUAACACCUAUAUGGACGGCAUCUACCUCUUAUUCACCUACUUCACAAAGCCGGAGUCCAUGAAAGCCCUUGAGCAGACACUAUUGACGGAUGACAAUGUUCUCCGAUCAACAAGCUUCAAGAUCAUCAAGAAAAAGAAAAAUACCUUGAUAUUUUGA
Messenger RNA from Lathyrus sativus (Indian pea), 663 nucleotides. The record is from the annotation of a GenBank genome assembly. NCBI's taxonomy places the organism in Eukaryota, Viridiplantae, Streptophyta, Magnoliopsida, Fabales, Fabaceae.